Molecule: messenger RNA, 946 nt
Organism: Notothenia coriiceps (black rockcod)
Lineage: Eukaryota; Metazoa; Chordata; Actinopteri; Perciformes; Nototheniidae
Gene: ska3
Product: spindle and kinetochore associated complex subunit 3
Exons: 4
Coding region: 113-919 (268 amino acids)
Biological process (GO): chromosome segregation; mitotic cell cycle
Cellular component (GO): spindle microtubule; kinetochore; outer kinetochore
Source: RefSeq, a predicted model, not a curated record
AAAUGGCCCUUUCGGUGAAGUAAAUGUGAUGUGUGAUGUGAUGUGAUCACAAUAUGUGUGAUGUGAUGUGAUUAUUCUACAUUUUGCAACAUUUCAGACUUUUUAUCAGAAAAUGGACCCCACGGUUCCGUUCUUUGCAAAGCUGAAGAAGGUGGCGAUGAAUUUAGAGUCAGAAACGGGUAAACUCACGCACGACUUUGAACACCGAAACGACGACGAUCAUGACGACGACAGCGAAACUACAGCCAGAGCAAUGAGAACAUAUCACCAAAGGAACUGUGAAGUCGGAAACCUAAAGGGGCAGCUCCAGGGUCAGAUUGCUGAGCUGAAAGCACGGGAGGAUUAUGUGGACAGCUUUAUUAUGGCCGGCAGAGUGAUGCAGAAAAAAAUGACUAAGGACAUCCAGGCACUUAAGGGACACUGGGAGAAAUACGGUUACCAAGCUCCACGAGACACCCAGAGAGCGAGCAAGGCUAACGGACAGCAGUCAGAGGCUGCAGGUGAAGUAUCAGAGGACAAUGAAGCAGCAGGAGAAGAAGAAAGGGAAAGCCAGGAGGAGGCUGGAGGCAGUCCCUCCUCAUCGCCUCAGACGGCCAAACCGCCGGCCUUCACUGACGUUAUGCGAACACCACGGUUGUCUGACUUCGGCCUCUCUGAAAUGGAGCUGAGGAAAAUGUUGGCUGGUUGCUCUGAAGUGCCCCCCAUGCCUGAGAUGAGCCUGCCCCACCCCUCACUCUACGAGCCUGCACCGCCAUCACCAAUGCCCUUUACCCCCAAAUGUGCCCUGCGGAUGGAUGACGAAGAUCUGCGGACGCCUCAGCUGUCUGACUUUGGCCUUUCAGAGCACACCAUGUGUCUGAACGACUUCACUAUGGAUCUGUUGAAGAAGAAGAAGAACGUUGAAAAGCCCCAAAGGUAGAGGAUAAUGAGCAUCAUGUAAACAGUA